Molecule: messenger RNA, 1329 nt
Organism: Microthlaspi erraticum
Lineage: Eukaryota; Viridiplantae; Streptophyta; Magnoliopsida; Brassicales; Brassicaceae
Source: the annotation of a GenBank genome assembly
AUGGCUGCUACUGGUAGUUGCAGACGAAUCCUCACCUUCCUCCUCCUUCUUCUUCUUAAUCUUCACCUAUGCGUAUCUACAGUAGCCCACGAAGACGACGACGCGAUCGUCUCCAGAUUCCAGGACUAUCUCCGAAUCGACACAGUCCAACCCAACCCGGACUACUACAAAGCCGUUGACUUUAUCAACUCCCAGGCCAAAUCACUCUCCCUCGAAUCUCAGACGAUCGAGCUCGUCAAAGGAAAGCCUCUCCUCCUCCUCAAAUGGGUCGGCUCAGACCCGACCUUACCCGCCUUCCUCCUCAACUCACACACCGACGUCGUUCCCUUCGAGGAAUCCAAGUGGACCCACCACCCGCUUCGAGCCCACAUCGACGGUAAAGGCAACAUCUACGCCAGAGGCUCGCAGGACAUGAAGUGCGUCGGGAUGCAGUACCUCGAGGCCAUUCGCAAGCUCAAAGCUUCCGGUUUCCGCCCCAUCCGAUCCGUCUAUCUCUCCUUCGUCCCUGAUGAAGAGAUCGGCGGCCACGACGGCGUCGAGAUGUUCGUCGAGUCAGAGCUCUUCAAGUCCUUGAACAUCGAAAUUGUGCUCGACGAAGGUCUGACAUCGGCUAGUGAGAGUUACAGAGUGUUCUACGGAGAAAGGAGUCCAUGGUGGCUUGUGAUUAAGGCUAAAGGACCACCUGGUCACGGUGCUAAGCUUUAUGAUAACUCUGCCAUGGAGAAUCUUCUGAAGAGCAUUGAGAGUAUACGGAGAUUCAGAGCUGCUCAGUUUGAUCUUCUCAAAGCUGGUGGGAUUGGUGAAGGCGAUGUUGUCUCCGUUAACAUCAACUUUCUCAAAGCUGGCACUCCUUCUCCAACAGGUUUCGUGAUGAAUCUGCAACCAUCUGAGGCAGAAGCUGGUUUUGACAUUCGUAUUCCACCAAGUUAUGAUUCUGAAGCACUUGAAAGACGUUUGGUGGAGGAAUGGGCACCAGAAGCGCGCAACAUGUCCUUUGAGUUCAAGCAGAAGUUUUCAGGGAAGCAGAUCAUUACAGCAACAGAUGAUACAAAUCCGUGGUGGAGUCUCUUGGAAAAUGCUGUCAAGGAAGCUGGAGGUAAGACUAGUAAGCCUGAGAUAUUCCCUGCGUCGACGGAUGCUCGCUACUUCCGGAAAGCUGGCGUGCUCGCGAUUGGCUUUUCUCCCAUAUCCAACACCCCGGGCUUGCUUCAUGACCACAAUGAGUAUUUGGGUAAAGAUGAGUACUUGAAGGGCAUCGACGUGUAUGUUUCAAUCAUCAAAGCUUAUGCAUCGUAUGAGAACAAGAGUCGCUCGCGAGAUGAGCUAUAA